Messenger RNA from Hemicordylus capensis (graceful crag lizard), 1134 nucleotides. RefSeq lists its product as uncharacterized. The record is from RefSeq and is a predicted model, not a curated record. The coding region runs from base 123 to 836 and encodes 237 amino acids. Lineage: Eukaryota; Metazoa; Chordata; Lepidosauria; Squamata; Cordylidae. The transcript is spliced from 9 exons.
UAUCCCCACCGCUUCUGGUUUUCCACAGGCCUGCCGAAUACACCCCAUAGCAAGAGAAUAAACAUGCCGAUAUUCCAUCUUGGUGCCCGUUUAGGUUCUGAUUGGGGAGGAUAUGUCUGAGCAUGUCCCUGACUGGGUAUUUUGUAUAUAUUCAACAGCACUCACCAAAAAACAAAGAAAGAAAAACACCACCAAAGAAGAUGAGCAUAAGGGAUGAUGAAAUGAGCAAUCUUCUUGAUAUCUCUCAAGAUAUGGAAACUGUUGUUCAACCCCCUCGGCCUGGGAGAGCCACUUUUUCGCUCUCAAAGAGUUCGGACCCAUAUCUCAUUCCAAAGGAUGAGGUUUUCACAUCACAGGCUGUUAGAAACAGAGUACCUGAUGGCAUAGGGCAGAGAAGUGAUGAUAACAUAGUGGACCUGACAAAUACCCAGGACGGGUUGCGGAAUCUGACUGAGAGUGCUCUAGAGGAAGCACCUGAACCAGCCCCCACACGUCUAAGCAGAUUGAAGAGAAAAGCAAAGAGUAAGGAUGUAGUAUCCCAUGAACAGCAUCAACCCGGACACAUGGCGCCCAGGGACUCCAACGUGGAGGUGCAGCCAGCCUACAAAAAACCCAGAAGGGCUAUCCUGGAACCUGAAGUUCGGGUGCAGGAAGCGAGGGGGGAGGAAGCGAAGCUGGAAGAAGAGAAACUGAGCGGGAAGGAACGUGAUCUGGAAAAGCCUGACCAUUGUUAUUUUUGUCCACAACACCACCCCUGUUGGCACCUCCAUCUGUACCUCCACCCUCACCUCCAUCCAUACAUCAGUCCGUACCUCCAUCCGCACCUCCAUCCAUAAAUCAUUCUGUACCUCCAUCCGCACCUCCAUCCAUACUUCAGUCCGUACCUCCAUCCUCGCCUCCAUCCGUACAUCGGUCCUUACCUCCAUCUGCACCACUGCCUGCACCUGCGUAUGUACAUGGGUCAACAGACAGGCACAGCCAGGAGGGAACACACAUAGCAUGUGGAGGACCCACGCAAGACAACAACACUCCGCAAGUGGAGCAGCAAGGCUUGGCAUGUUGCCCCCUCCUAGCCCACACAGCUUUGAAGAGUAAUGCAUGGAUGAUGAUGGCAGAUAAGAAGAGAAUGGCAGC